This is a messenger RNA of Hevea brasiliensis (rubber tree), 1880 nucleotides long. RefSeq names its product pentatricopeptide repeat-containing protein At5g08510. The record is from RefSeq and is a predicted model, not a curated record. The transcript is spliced from 2 exons. NCBI's taxonomy places the organism in Eukaryota, Viridiplantae, Streptophyta, Magnoliopsida, Malpighiales, Euphorbiaceae. Bases 234 to 1775 code for a protein of 513 amino acids. Gene Ontology annotation, biological process: RNA modification. Gene Ontology annotation, molecular function: protein binding; RNA binding.
CACCUUGUUGGAUCGAAGUGGAUCUGGGAGGAUUACCAUAAGUUGCUCUGAGGCAUUGUUAUUGCCCAUUAUCAUUAAAAUCGUCCUAGUCGCUAUAUGAGAAUCCCUCAGGCCUCAGAUGAUACUCGCAGUAAAUCCAAGUAAGCUGAUGUUAGUUUGGGGGUCUUCUGCUAGUAGAUAUUGUUGGCACUAGAAUAGGGGUAAUGCCUCAUAUGUCUUAACCCUGAUCUGAUAUGAACCAGUUGAAGCAAUUUCACGCCUUUACCCUUCGAAAUAGCAUAGACUACACCGAAACUCUUAUAACAAAACUCCUCCAAAUUGCAAACAUCCCUUAUGCUCACAGCCUGUUCAACCUUAUUCCCAGGCCAACUGUCUCUCUCUACAACAAUCUCAUUCAAGCUUACUCCUCUCAAAACCAACCCCACCAAUGCUUUUAUCUUUACUCCCAAAUGCGUUUCAAAAAUUGCCUGCCGAAGGCGCACAGUUUUACACUUCUCUUCGUCACUUGUGCCCGCUUCUCCUACCCUUUACAUGGCCAAAUACUUCACACCCAUUUCUUGAAGUCGGGUUUUGAUUUUGAUGUCUUUGCCUUGACAGCUUUAGUUGAUAUGUAUGCUAAAUUGGGCAUGUUGGUCUUGGCAAGCCAAGUGUUUGAUGAAAUGACUCUGAGACAUACAGCCACUUGGAAUGCGUUAAUUGCAGGUUAUUCAAGGCAUGGGAAUAUGGAGGGAGCGCUAGAGUUGUUUAGACUAAUGCCUAGCAGGAAUGUGGUUUCAUGGACGGCAAUGAUAUCCGGGUACUCGCAGAAUGGAAUGUAUUCUAAGGCAUUAGAAAUGUUCCUGGAGAUGGAGAAGGAGGAAGGUUUAAUGCCAAAUGAAGUAACUAUUGCAAGUAUACUUCCAGCAUGUGCAAAUCUGGGCGCAUUGGAAGUUGGGGAGAGGAUUCAAGCAUAUGCCAGAAAAUAUGGACUCAUUAGGAAUUUGUAUGUAAGCAAUGCCUUAUUGGAAAUGUAUGCAAGGUGUGGUAAAAUCGAUGUGGCAAAGCAGGUGUUUGAUGAGAUUAUUGGCAAGAGGAGAAAUGUGUGCUCUUGGAAUUCGAUGAUCAUGGGCUUGGCUAUCCACGGAAGAAGCAAUGAAGCCCUUCAGAUCUAUGGCCAAAUGCUGAGAGAUGGAACUGCACCUGACGAUGUGACAUUUGUGGGACUUCUCUUAGCAUGUACUCAUGGGGGCAUGCUUGUAAAAGGCCGGCAACUUUUCCAAUCAAUGGAAAAAAUGUUUAGGAUCACUCCCAAAUUGGAACACUAUGGCUGCAUGGUUGACCUCCUAGGGCGUGCCGGAGAACUGCAAGAAGCUUAUGAUCUCAUAAAGAGGAUGCCCAUGAAGCCCGAUUCUGUAAUAUGGGGAGCACUACUAGGUGCUUGCAGUUUCCAUAAAAAUGUUGAGCUUGCAGAAAUAGCAGCCAACUCUCUAUUUCAAUUAGAACCUUGGAGUCCAGGAAACUAUGUAAUCCUUUCCAAUAUAUAUGCAUCGGCAGGCCGAUGGGAUGGGGUUGCAAAGCUUAGAAAGCUGAUGAAGGGCGGCAAAAUUAUAAAGGCAGCUGGAUAUAGUUUUAUCGAAGGGGAAGGUGAAAUUCAAAAGUUCAUCGUGGAAGAUUCAUCACACGCAAAGCGUGAUGAAAUAUAUACAUUAUUGCAUGAAAUUUCAACUAAGAUGAAAAUACAAACUGCGGAUGAUUUUAAGUCUGAACUUGAAGAAUUAUGCCUAAUGGAAGAUUGAUUAAUUAUUUUUUUCAUUACUCCUUGCAGAAUCAAAAGGGACCAUGAAUUUUCAGGUCUCUACAUUGUAUUUGUUCUAUAAUCUUAUAUGAUAUGCUUCUUCCAA